AUGGAAACACGGUCGGGUCGUAAACUAGGAUCGGCAAACCCUCGUACGGCAAAAGCGUUGCCAUUGCCAUUACCGGCAGAGGAAACGCAAUCUGAUGCCCGCGCCACGGCGCUAGUGUCGACCGUACCACCGAUCGCGGUUAGUACUCAGAGUACAUCGGCCUGCAGCCGCUCAUCUACCACGGUACGUGCUAAAAAACUUGCAGCUCAAACACAGCAUGCAUACCGCCUUGCACAAAUUGAAAUGGAGGCGGCAGAAGCUCGUCGUGCUAAGUUGGAGGCGGCGAGGAAGGAAUACGAAGCAGAAAUUGAAGCAAUCAGUUCCCGGGGCAGCCGAUCUGGUAGUCGUGCUAGUGACACACAGUCUGGUUAUUCACCAAUAGAGAACUUAGCUCGUCUGAGCUACGCAUUACGAGGUAUCGCGCGAGAGACUGUUGACAAGCUCUUAGUGACUGCUCGAGACCCAGAUAUUGUUAUGCGUGCGCUCGAGGUUCGAUUUGGACGACCAGAUUUAAUUAUAUUACAAGAACUUUAUUCAGUAAGAUCGUUGCCGAGGUAUCUGAAGAGUCAAGUCGGCCAAUGUCACAUGCAGGUAAUGUAUGGUAAUGCAGAGCAGUCUCCGUCGGAAUUGGUAACACAGACGUCUUCUGUUAGUACCACUACUUCUUGUAAGCCAUUACUAAAGAUUGUCACUGUCACAGUAUCUGGUCCCGCGGGUUCUGUUGAUACUUUCGCGUUACUGGAUGACGGGUCCAAGGCUACCUUCAUUGACUCAGAAAUUACCUCUCAGAUUGGAGUAACAGGUACAGUAGAACAAAUUGAACUGCAGUGUGUUGGUGGCUUAUCAAAACAGUCGCAAGUCGAGUAUGUUGACUUUCAAAUAAAAGGAAAGAGAUCUGCUGAUUCCUUUGUCAUCGAACAAGCUAGAUCUAUUAGUAACCUCGGACUGGCGAAUCGAAAUGUCAAUAAGAGUGAUGUUCUUGCAUUUCCAUAUUUGUUAGAUAUAGCUGACGAAUUAUGUUAUAAUGUCAAACCUACCAUUAUAAUCGGUAUAGAUAAUUGGAAUUUGUCUAUUCCCAUGGCAGUAAGACAGGGAACUAGUUCUCAACCUGUUGCCAUUCUUACGGUACUAGGGUGGGUUCUUUUCGGGUUUGUAGCGAAUAGAACAAAUGCUGUUCAUUUUGUAAAUAAUGUAUGUGAUUACGAUUUAGGUAGUGACAAGUUACGAGUUGUCAAUAAUGCAGUUGCCAAAUUAGGAGUUAGUUCAAAUAAGUUACCUUUGCGUGAACCAGAUCUCUUGAAAUCUUUUCUUAAUAUUGUAAAUCGUUUUCACGAGGAGAGUGUCAUAAUUAACGAUGACAUUAAAGCAAUAUAUCCUCAGGUUAAAAUCCACAACGUAUAUUGUGAUGCGCAACGUUUUACUUGGAGAGACAGUUCUAAAGAACCAUUGAAAACAUAUCUUAUGUCUUCAAUGAUAUAUGGCGCUGCAUCGAAAUAUCUCCUGUUCUACAACCAGUAA
Molecule: messenger RNA, 1518 nt
Organism: Achroia grisella
Lineage: Eukaryota; Metazoa; Arthropoda; Insecta; Lepidoptera; Pyralidae
Exons: 4
Coding region: 1-1518 (505 amino acids)
Source: RefSeq, a predicted model, not a curated record